AUGAAAUUAAGUGAAAAUCCUUUCCUCAGCACUCGACCUUCAUCGAAUCUUGAAGAUGACUCCAGUUCAGAGGUGCUGACCGUUCUGGAAGUAGAUCUCUGCCUGAAUGACAACCAUGUUGAUCACCACACAAGUUACUUCAAUGCGGCGACUAAAAAGGAAGCCCUAAUAGUUCGUAGAGGAGAGCCCUUCAGGCUAGAGCUACACUUCAACAGAGACUUCAGCCCCAGCAAGGAUGGGAUCAGUUUUAUCUUCAGCGUGGCGGAUGACACGAAACCGAGUCAUGGUAACGGAACUCUAAAUGCACUAGUUCCGCAAGGUGGCAUCGAUGAUUUGGGAGAGCCUUUGGAAUGGGGUGCUGGGAUCAAAUCAAACGAGGAUCGAGUGCUUACUGUGCUGAUUAAACCACCAGCCAACUGUCCCGUUACGGUGUGGACGUUAGAGAUUGACACCAAGCUGUUGGGAAAUGGAUCGAGAACCUAUGUCCUGCCACUGCCUAUCUAUGUACUCUUUAAUCCCUGGUGUCAAGACGAUCAAGUCUAUCUGGGGGAUCUUGACCAGCGCAAGGAGUACGUGAUGAACGAUACCACCCUCAUUUGGAGCGGUUCCUACAAGAGCCUCCACCAAUCGGCUUGGAAAGUCGGACAAUUUGAACCCCAUGUACUCGAGUGCAGCUUAGACAUCCUGGGAACGGUGGGCAAGAUACUGCCUGCCUUCAGAGGAGAUCCCGUGAAAGUGGCUCGUGCCUUGUCCGCACUGGUAAAUGAAAUCGAUGACGAUGGUAUUUUGGUCGGAAACUGGUCCAAGGAUUUCUCCGGUGGCGUGGCACCCUUCAAGUGGACGGGUUCGACUGAGAUCAUUCAGGAAUUUUACAAAACGAAAAAGCCUGUGAAGUAUGCUCAGUGUUGGGUUUAUGGCGGUGUUUUGGCAACUAUUGCCCGGAGUCUGGGAAUACCAGCUAGGAUAAUCACCUGUUACUCCGCUGCUCAUGAUACCCAAACCUCCUUGACUGUGGAUGUUUUCGUGGAUUCAGAUAACAAGAAAUUAACAGAUAGGACGACGGACUCCAUAUGGAACUUUCAUGUGUGGAACGAACUGUGGAUGCAACGACCGGACUUGGGAGAGGGUCAGCAUGGAACAUUCGAUGGUUGGCAAGUGGUGGAUGCCACGCCUCAGGAGACUUCCGAUAAAAUGUAUCGACUAGGUCCUGCACCCGUUUCGGCUGUUAAAAGUGCUUCGAUUAAAACCCCCUACGAUAUUGGAUUUGUCUUUGCUGAGGUGAAUGCUGAUAUACUCUAUUGGCGUUUUAAUGGACCCAAGCAUCCCAUAAAGCUCCUCAGAAGAGAUAUCGAGUCCGUUGGACAAAAAAUCAGCACAAAAGCUGUGCUGGAAUGGAAAAGAGAAGACAUCACAGAUACCUACAAACACGCUGAGCGUUCCAAAGAAGAAAGAUGCGCUAUGUACAAGGCUCUCAAGCAAGCUGGACAUGCCUUUAGCAGAUAUUAUCUAAAUGACGAAUUCAAUGAUAUAGAAUUUGAAAUGAAUCUCAGUCAUGACAUCAUGAUUGGGGAGAACUUCAGUGUGGCGCUUAAGGUUACCAAUAAAAGCGAGACAACCACCCACUUGGCCAAAGUUCAAAUGAAUUGCGAUUCCAUCUCCUACACCGGUAAAAACGGAGUGAGGGUCAAGUUCAUGCCAUUCGAACUAGAACUGCAGCCCAAAAGUAGUGAGUACCUUCGCAUGGAUAUCAGCUUUAAGGAGUACUUCAAAAAGAUGUCUUCAAAGACCACCUUCCGGAUUGCGGCAGCCGCUCAGGUUAAGAACACUGAGUUUGAAUACUACGCCCAGGACGAUUUUCGAGUACACAAGCCAUCCAUUAAGAUCAAGAUGGGAGAGGCUAGCGUGGUAGCCAAAAAGGAGAUGGAUGUGACUAUGAGUUUAGAGAAUCCCCUGCCUAUUGCCUUGCGCAAAGGUGUGUUCAUCGUGGAAGGACCGGGGCUUGAAAAGCCCCUAAAGAUUAAGAUUGACGAUACCCCAGUGGGAGGCACCGCCGAGGUGACAUUCAAAUACACGCCACCCUAUGUGGGGCAUGGUACAAUGGUUUCCAAGUUCACCUCCUCUGAGCUGGAUGAUGUGGAUGGCUACGUGAACUAUGAAAUUUUUCCUCGUUCCUAGGAUCUGCUGCAGACCUUUGGAGGCCACAGAGGUAUAUUGCAAUAA
Drosophila eugracilis is the source of this 2220-nucleotide messenger RNA. RefSeq names its product annulin-like. Gene Ontology annotation, biological process: peptide cross-linking. Gene Ontology annotation, molecular function: protein-glutamine gamma-glutamyltransferase activity. The record is from RefSeq and is a predicted model, not a curated record. NCBI's taxonomy places the organism in Eukaryota, Metazoa, Arthropoda, Insecta, Diptera, Drosophilidae.